Rattus norvegicus (Norway rat) is the source of this 3781-nucleotide messenger RNA. Lineage: Eukaryota; Metazoa; Chordata; Mammalia; Rodentia; Muridae. The record is from RefSeq and is a predicted model, not a curated record.
GCCGGGGCCGGAGGCGGUAGGCCGAGUUGGGACUGGUGAGCCGCGCCUCUGAGGCGCAGCAUGUGAAGCGGAGACGGCCUCGAGCGCGGGGCGAGCCUCUCAGCCGGCCGGCAUGGCCACGACGGCCGAGCUCUUCGAGAUCAAGGAAGCAGCAGACGUCAUUCAGAAACUGCAUCUGAUCGCCCAGGAGUUACCUUUCGAUAGGUUUUCAGAAGUAAAAUCCAAAAUUGCAAGUAAAUACCACGACUUAGAAUGCCAGCUGAUUCAGGAGUUUACCAGUGCACAACGAAGAGGUGAGGUCUCCCGGAUGAGGGAGGUGGCAGCUGUCCUGCUUCAUUUUAAGGGUUAUUCCCACUGUAUUGAUGUUUAUAUAAAGCAGUGCCAGGAGGGUGCUUACUUGAGAAAUGAUAUAUUCGAAGACGCAGCAAUUCUCUGUCAGCGAGUGAACAAGCAAGUUGGAGAUAUCUUUAGUAAUCCAGAAGCAGUACUGGCUAAGCUUAUUCAGAAUGUGUUUGAAGUCAAACUACAGAGUUUUGUGAAAGAUCAGUUAGAAGAAUGUAGGAAAUCGGAUGCUGAGCAGUAUCUUAAAAGUCUGUAUGAUCUGUACACAAGAACCACCAGUCUUUCCAGCAAAUUGAUGGAGUUUAACUUAGGUACUGAUAAACAGACUUUCUUGUCUAAGCUUAUCAAAUCCAUUUUCGUUUCCUAUCUGGAGAACUAUAUUGAAGUGGAGAUUGGAUAUUUGAAAAGCAGAAGUGCUAUGAUCCUACAGCGCUAUUAUGAUUCAAAAAACCACCAAAAGAGAUCCAUUGGCACAGGAGGUAUUCAAGAUUUGAAAGAAAGGAUUAGACAACGUACCAACUUACCACUGGGGCCAAGUAUUGACACACAUGGGGAGACUUUCCUAUCUCAAGAAGUGGUAGUUAAUCUUUUACAAGAAACCAAACAAGCCUUUGAAAGAUGUCAUAGGCUUUCUGAUCCUUCUGAUUUACCAAGGAAUGCCUUUAGAAUUUUUACCAUUCUUGUGGAAUUUUUAUGUAUUGAGCAUAUUGAUUAUGCUUUAGAAACGGGGCUUGCUGGAAUUCCAUCAUCAGAUUCUAGGAACGCAAAUCUCUAUUUUUUGGAUGUUGUACAACAGGCCAAUACUAUUUUUCAUCUUUUUGACAAACAGUUUAAUGAUCACCUAAUGCCACUAAUAAGCUCUUCUCCUAAGUUGUCUGAAUGCCUCCAGAAGAAGAAGGAGAUAAUUGAGCAGAUGGAGAUGAAGUUGGACACUGGCAUCGAUAGGACGUUAAAUUGUAUGAUUGGACAGAUGAAGCACAUCUUGGCUGCAGAACAAAAGAAAACAGAUUUUAAGCCAGAAGAUGAAAACAAUGUUUUGAUUCAGUAUACUAAUGCAUGUGUAAAGGUUUGUGCUUAUGUAAGAAAACAAGUUGAGAAGAUUAAGAAUUCCAUGGAUGGGAAGAAUGUGGACACGGUUCUGAUGGAGCUCGGAGUACGUUUCCACCGGCUUACUUAUGAGCAUCUUCAACAAUAUUCCUACAGUUGUAUGGGCGGCAUGCUUGCAAUUUGCGACGUUGCUGAAUAUAGAAAAUGUGCCAAAGACUUCAAGAUUCCAAUGGUAUUACAUCUUUUUGAUACUCUGCAUGCACUUUGCAAUCUCCUAGUCGUUGCUCCAGAUAAUUUAAAGCAAGUCUGCUCAGGAGAACAACUGGCCAAUCUGGACAAGAACAUACUCCACUCCUUCGUCCAGCUUCGAGCUGACUAUAGAUCCGCCCGCCUGGCUCGGCACUUCAGCUGAGCUUAGUUUACAGAGGCAAUGGGUUGCUCUUCAGAAGGCCUCGGGUGACAGAAAGCACAGGAGAGUCCUUCAGACACCGCCAAUAUUUGAAGGGAAAAAAUGACUGGAAGAAAACAGCAGCCAUACUUACCCAGGAAUUUUAUUUGAAAAUUGGACACUUCUAGCUGUGUUUUGCUUUAUAUUUUUUCCCUGUUAUAUUGAAUUCCAUACUUUAAUUUAUAAAUUUCAAAUUCUAUUAACCUACAUGACUGUUAAAAUCCUGAAAAAUGUUGGUGUCAGAAGAUGAAUGAAAUUCACCAGUGUUCUGGUUCUUGGUCUUUAACGUAUUCUAUUUGGAAAUUUUACCUUCCUGUUUUGCAUUAAAAAUAGGCAAAGUACAGUAAAACUAUAUUUCGUAUUUAUCAGUUUCUCAGUGAAAUUUUCAGCACUGGUGAUUAUUAAUUAAGCUAUUAGGUUUUCCUAAAGAACUUUUUACAUCUCAAGAGGAUCCCAGCUGAGCGCCGUUUGUCUAGGUGGUGAUGUGCUUUUCCUGAGGUGCAGCAGCAGUGAUGGCCCAAGGAGAAUCUCAUGAGCUCCACUAACUGUUGAACCAUUUUAAAUAGACAUUAGGAACAGAUCAGGAUGUAUCUGCUCUCUGGGUGAAACUUAAAAGUUUACUAUUUUUUAUUUGAUAAAUAGAUUUUAAGCCAAUUAUUUAGCAAGAAAUUAAUGAAACUACCUUAUUUUAUAUUUAACUUAAGGUGGAAGACUUUAAAGGACCAUGUUUGUCAUUUUAGUACUCUUACAGGAGUAAAAAGUCGAUGUGUGAUGUAAACGGUGUAUAAGAGAAAGCACUAUGAUAUCAGCAGUGCAGUUAGCCCCUCAAGACCAGCCUUGACUGAGGUGGGAUGGCUAAACAUGCAGGAGUCUUCUAUUUUAACAGGAGCUGGGAAUCUUAGAAGAGUAAUAGUAUAUAUUCCAAGUAUGGAGGUAACCUUCACCAAAAGCCUGCUCAGACCUGUAGAGUUUGCCCUCCUCCAUUCUCAGCUCCAGUCUCCAGGCAUUGCUGGCGUUAGUACUCCUUAGAGAUUAUAAUCGAAUUGGCAUAAUAUGGCAACAUAAUAAAUCACUCACAAAAUUUUAAAUAUCAAAUAAAACUUUAGAAAGGCCAUUGCUCAUAAACCUGUCAACUUACUCUGUGAGAAUACAAACUAGAUUAUCUGUCGUCCAUUAUUCUAAGUUAUGUGUAGUUCAUAGCCUUCUAGGAACCAGGUAAACCGUAAUCUUCAGUUCAUUCAGAGCAUCUUUUUUCUUUUAAGGUAGGAUUUUGGUCUAAUUUGGAAGAACUGUUUUUUCUCUGAGAACCUGACUCUGAACAGUUACCAUCAUUAUCAAACUGCCUAGGUCCAGAGCUAACCACUCCACAGCUUACUGUUGACUGAGUUUCCACGUUCUGUUUAGCCCAGUGUUACAAUGGUAAGUGGGGGCAAUAAGCAUGCCAACUUUUGUCACCUUCACAGCACUUGGUGGCAGUUUUAGAGGCCUUCCAGAUGGCUGUCCUGAGACAAGAGAGCCAGAACAGAGCCUCAUACAGAGAAGCUCUUGUUUGUACUGUUGCCACCUAGAAAGGACUGAUGCGGACUCAAAUUAUACCUCUGUUACCUAAAGCCAACAGGUUAAGGCAGUAGUUUUACUGGCCAUUUGAAUUCUUUGUACAGUGUCAAUUUGUAAAAAAAGAAAAAGAAAAAUAUCAAAUAAAACAUGAAAUAACAUUUUAAGACUUCCAAAUCAGAGAUUAUUAUUAUUCCAGUUAUUUUGUUUGGAUUAAUUUUUAAAUGUAAAGCAGAUCCUUGUUGCUUAGAUAUUUUGUUAAUUAUUAUUUCCAUGCUUGAGUUCUGUGCAAUAUUUUCCAUUAUGUCCACUGACAGGACAAAGAAAAUUCAAAGUGAAUACCUUAUUUAGAAGUGUUAACUUUCAUGCUCAAUAAACAAAUUCCCUGCA